AUGGAACAACAACCAGAGCCCAGCGCUCAAGCGCCCAAGAUCGAGGACCCCGCCCCCACCGAAGUCGUCGAGAAUGCGCCCGUCGCAGAACAGCCAGCCCAGACCUCAACCAAGCAGGUCCACUCCUUGGUGAUUGAUGCCAACGCUAUUAUCAGAAACGAUCCAACAGUAUCAACGCUUCUUUCUCAGGCGGAGGAGCUGUACACCAUUCCAGCGGUUGUGUCCGAGAUUCGCGAUGAAGCCACCCGAUCACGAUACCAGACGACGCUUGCGCCAUUCAUCAAGCUUAGGACACCCAAGCCCGAGUCGAUGGCGUUUGUUACUGGCUUUGCGCGGAGGACGGGUGAUCUGCAGGUGUUGUCGAAGCCCGAUUUGCAGCUCCUUGCCUUGACGUAUGAGUUGGAGGUUGAGAGGAAUGGUGGUGAUUGGCGCUUGAGGAAAGACCCAACGCAAAAGACCGUGAACGGAAAGCCACCAGCCAAGCAGGAGGAGACCAAAACUGAAGAGCAGGAUGCUGCACCAGAAACAGUGACUGAAGCGGAUGCGCCAUUGACUGAGACAACACCAGAGGGGGUAGCGCAAGAAUUGGAGAAGGUUGACCUGAACCAGACGUCAGUUAAGGCUGAGGUUGAACAGGCUGAGGCGGAGGAAGAUGAUGACGAGGAAGGGUGGAUCACUCCCAGCAACAUCAAGAAGUACCAAGCCAAGGAGAAGGGCGGCGCCGGAAAGCAACAAACCCAGCGGUUUCUUCAAGCAGCUCUUAUUACGGCGGAUAUGGCCAUGCGAAAUGUUGCGCUCAGAAUCAACUUGAACCUGCUUGACACCAGCCUUACCAAAAUUACCUUUCUCAAGACCUGGGUUCUAAGAUGCCACGGCUGCUGGAAGGUCUGCAAGGACACCACGAAGCAGUUCUGCCCAUCUUGCGGACAGGCUACCCUCACCCGUGUGUCAUGCAGCACGGACGCGUCUGGCAACUUCACAUUGCACCUCAAGAAGAACUUUCAGUUCAACAACCGUGGCAACGUCUACAGCAUUCCCAAACCAACACACGGCUCUUCCAACACCAAGCGCAUUGUUGGAGGCGGCAAAAACGGCUGGGGCAAUGAGCUAAUCCUGGCUGAGGACCAAAAGGAGUACGUCAGGAAGACGGAUGAGGAGCGCCGCACAAAGUACAAAGAUCUGAUGGAUGAGGAUUAUCUUCCCAGUAUUCUCACCGGGUCAAGGGGCCCUGGGAACGGGAGGAUCAAGGUGGGUGCUGGUCGCAAUAUCAACGCCAAGAAGAAGAGGUAA
This is a messenger RNA of Podospora anserina S mat+, 1290 nucleotides long. RefSeq lists its product as uncharacterized. The record is from RefSeq and is a predicted model, not a curated record. Lineage: Eukaryota; Fungi; Ascomycota; Sordariomycetes; Sordariales; Podosporaceae. Gene Ontology annotation, cellular component: preribosome, small subunit precursor. The transcript is spliced from 5 exons. Bases 1 to 1290 code for a protein of 429 amino acids. Gene Ontology annotation, molecular function: RNA endonuclease activity. Gene Ontology annotation, biological process: ribosomal small subunit biogenesis; maturation of SSU-rRNA.